Biomphalaria glabrata is the source of this 3077-nucleotide messenger RNA. RefSeq lists its product as uncharacterized. Lineage: Eukaryota; Metazoa; Mollusca; Gastropoda; Planorbidae. The transcript has 11 exons. The coding region runs from base 266 to 1345 and encodes 359 amino acids. The record is from RefSeq and is a predicted model, not a curated record.
UAUUGUUUAUAGAAUAAAAAUCACAUUAAAAAGAAAUGUUAUUGAACAUUUUAUUUGUGAUUUACUUUAAGUUUCAGUGCUAUUGUUUGUAUUGUGGGAUUCGAAAGCAAAUUUAAAGAAGUCAAGAACUUGAAACCAAUUUUCAAUACUUCAGUUCACCAUUUGACGCAGAGGCUGAUUUAGCUCCAGAAGAGAUACCUAAAAGCAAAUUAUGACCUGAAAGAGAAGUCGAACAAGCUUACAAAUAAAUUGUGGAAUUACAGAGAUGAACGGAUUAGGAAAAAUAGAUGUGACUUGGACACCAAAUGCGCAUAAGUUUGGUGAUAUUGUAAUUUACAAAGCUAAAAAGAAUUCUCAGUUAGCCCGGUGUUCAAGUGAUUAUGAUUGCUCACUGAAAAACGAAAAUUCUUUAUUUGAACAAUUAAAUGUCAGUACUAUCAAUCUGAAUAAAACUAAGCACGUUCACAUAACAUUCAUGAAUGUCUCAAGUCUUCAUGAAGGAGAGUAUAGAGUUGAGCAGACAAGCUCUGACUCAAAAAAAUUUAAUGAUUCAUGCUACUUUAGCAUUUUUGAAAGACCAAAGGAUGUUGCUUGCAACUACACAUAUAUGAAUAAUAUUUCAAUAGUUGUCAUCUGUACAGCUAACACUACAUUUCAUAAUGUCAUGUGUAUAUACUAUAACGUUUGCGAACAGAUUCAUAUUCUAGGAAAUGUAAGCAAUAAGCCAGAAAAAAAAACAAAUAUUGUCCAUUAUAAGACAGUAUGUAGUCUACAUUUAGAUAUAUAUGUCUUCGAUAAUAAGGACAAAAUACAAGUUAUAGUAUACCCUAAUGUUACAGGAGAUGAAACUGAUGUCCAGUACGGAUCUAAUUUUUCGAUUUAUCUUUAUGAAGUAAAGCCUUCAACAGAGUUUAGCACCACCGAAGUUUCCAAUUGUGAUUUUUAUGAGAUUACAACUAGUAUUUCACAAACAACAGAAAAUAUAACUUUUCUUUUUACUCAAUCUCCCUUUGUGACAACGUUUCAUGUAGAUAUCAAAUGGGUGUCACUUUUAAUCUCUACAGUCUUUACAGUUACACUUGCAUUCGUCCUUAAGUUUACAGGUUGUUUUAGUCAAUGCAGGGUUAAUUAUUCAGUUAAAAGGAUAAAAGAAAAUCAGAAAUCAAAAUACAAAGAAGUCAUCACAUUUGACAAUUACGACAUAUACAAUUUGCGAGUUUAUGUCAAGAAUAUGGAAGAUACCUAUUGUACUAUUGACGAAGCUCGUGUUAUGAACUUAAAAAUACAAAACUCUGUGAUUUAUUAUACACAUCAUACACAGCAUAAUAAUUAUUAUAUCACUUGACGGAAACUAUGGUUUUUCUUUAUUUUGAAAUACAUUGUAAAAUUUUUCUUUAACUUUUUUAAAGCAGAAAACUCUUCUUAUUUUUGUGUGAAAUCUAUUUUAGUUUAUUUAGAAUAGUACGUCCAAUAUGGCAAAUACUUUGCGUCUCAGAGAUAAUAAAAAAUACAUUUGAAUUUAAUUUUUUAAAAAGUCAAAAUGUAUCAAAAUUCUUCUGUGGUAAAUAAACUUUGUUAUUUGUUUUAGAAGCAUUUGGAUUCUGAAAGUGGCUGGUGAUACAACUUAAAGCUAACAAAUUCCCGAAACCUAACAAAACCUAACGAAUUAAAAAAAAAAAAAAAAAAGUUCCAUUUUCGUAGGUGGAGAUAGCUUAAAGGUGUUUGUGGUUGCACCUACAUUUUUUUAAAACGUGAAUAUAAUUGUACUUAAUAAUAUUAGUGAAUCUAAAGAAGCUUGCAUUUCGCAAGAAAAAAAAAAAGUAGUCCUAUCUGUAAACUUAAUUAAUCCAUUUAUUAUGUCAUAUUUUUGAAUACAUAUUUUGUUAAAAUUAUAGUUAUUUUUUAAUGUAAAUGCAGACAUUAACGAGAUAGGACCGUGCUGUUUUCUGUUCUUAAAAUUUUCAUUUAAAAACUCUAAUUCAGGGGUUCUCAACCUGUGGAUCGCGACCCCCUUGGGGGUCGAUUGACCAUUUGCAAGGGGCCGCUUAAGACCAUUGAAAAUAUGAAUUGUUAUUGCCUACUCUUCUAUUGCUGUAUGUGUGUGUCAGGGGGGAAGGGUAGCGGCAGAGUGGGGGGGGGUGUAAAAAGGGGUCGCCGAGCUUAAAAGGUUGAGAACCGCUGCUCUAAUUGGUAACUUUUAAUGUUUGUGCGUGUACUGGAGAAAAACAUUCUCCAUAUCAAUCAACAGAGUGUUGAAAGUUUACAUUUGAUUGGAUUCAAUAAUUUAUAAUUAGUUGUAACAGUCUCUAGCGGAAAAAUAUGCGGGUCUUGUUCUUAGUUAAAUAUCACAAAUGUAUUAUUAUAAAUUAGAAAUAGUAACCGUUAGUUGAGUAGAUAAUACCAGUACAGACUUUUUAACUAAUUGAUGUUUCUUUUAUGUAAAACAUCAAAUGUGCAGUAUCACGCCAUUUAUUGAGUUUAAAUAAGUUUUUUUGGGUUUAUCCCCCACAUUUCCUUUAGUUUUAAUACUCUAGUUGGGGGCGUGUUGGCCGUUUGAUAAAGCUCUUGGCUUCCGAACAGAGGAAUCUCGGGUUCCAUUCUCGAGCCUGUGAUUUUGAAUUUUGGGAAUUAAAAACACUCCUAAGUCUAACCGGAACAAAACUGAUCUCUGUGCUGGCCACACGAUACCGUCGUUAACCUUAGGGUAUAGAAAAAUACGUCCCUUACAGGAUCUGCUAGUCGCGAUGAAGAGAGCUAACCAUGUUAUUGGACCACUAAAUGUUUGUGUGUGUGUGUGUGCGCGUGUGCGCGCGCUUAUGUGUGUGUGUGUGUUUGUGUAAGACGAAUGAAACUAAUUCACCAAUUCUAAGAACAACCAUGCUUCCCAAUCUUUUCUAUCAAUCUUAAGACGUAAUUCGAAUCAAACAAUGAUAUCGUAAAUAUCAUGGUCAUAUUUUUAUUUGUUUUAUCCAGGGAUAUCACAAGACCACUCUUUUAUAGUGAAUGAGGUCCUUCGUUCAAUCUUCUACAUAACCUUGAUGCAACCUUAAUUAUCUUGAAGAUAGACGUUUGAGAAA